Molecule: messenger RNA, 2674 nt
Organism: Spirodela intermedia
Lineage: Eukaryota; Viridiplantae; Streptophyta; Magnoliopsida; Alismatales; Araceae
Source: the annotation of a GenBank genome assembly
AUGGUUCAGUAUCUCGUUGACGAGUGUGCUAAAGAGGACCUGACGGUGUUCCCGAUAGUGGGGAUGGCGCUGGCCGGCAAAAGCACCCUCUCCAGCGUCAUCUUCAACGACUCCGAGGUGGAGGAGCACUUCUGCCCCAGGGGAUGGGCUUCUUUCGACACGAACUCCGAUCCAGCGGCGCUGCUGCGUGGGUGUCAACGAAACUCUGACCAUGAGGCCUUGCCGUUUCCAGCAGAUGGAGCAGAUUGUUGGAACUCUGAGAACAUAUCUCAAGGAUAAGAGGUUCCUCCUCGUCCUGGAGAUGGACGACGUCCAUCUCCAACACUUGCAGGUCUGGGAUCUCCUAAAGAACUCGUUCACCUCUUGUUCCAAGGGCAGCGUUGUUGUCGUCACCACCAGGGACAGAAAACUUGCAGAGAAAGUACGAACCACCGAGGCCCCCUUUCCCCUCGAGUUGCCAAUUCGAGAUGAAGAAUGUUGGAGCCUAUUCAAGAACUAUGCGUCUGGUGGAAAGCACACAGUUAUGGAAGACCUGCGUGAGAAGGUUGUGGAGCAGUGUAAAGGGCUGGCACCUGUGGCGAAGCUCCUCGGCUUCUCCUUCCGCCGUUAUCGCGAUGAUAAGAUAGACUGGGCGGCGGAGUGCAUGGAAAAGGUUAUAAAGGAAAAUAUCAGACCUUGGCCGAAGUCCAGCUACCUUCAGCUGGCGCCUCACCUGAAACCUUGCCUCCUCUACUGUUCACUGUUUCCGGAAGCUUAUCUGUCCAGCAAGGAGCGGCUGGUUCGACUAUGGAUGGCGCAAGGCCUCGUCGAUCCGCCACCAAAGAGAGAAACUACAUGGAAGCGGAAACGCCCGGAGGACGUGGGCCUACUGUAUUUCGACGAACUGGUCUCCGGAUCUUUCAUCCUUCAGGAUCCUGAGGAUUGCUCCAAGUACGCCAUACCCAAGGCCAUCUGGGAUCUUCUGAAUGACAUCUCAGGCGAGGAAGAGUACGCCAGAGUGACGGACAUGAGAAAACCACUCGGGAGAUGUCACCAUCUGUUGCUGAACACUCAAGACCGUAGCUUUAGAUUGGAUCGAGAUUCCUUCUUUGAUAGUCCCGGUCUCCGAUCUCUUCUUUUCAUGACGAGGUUUAAACUGCGGUUGGAGAUCCAAGAUCAGGAUCUCUCGUCGUUAAAACAGCUGAGGUCACUGGAUCUCAGCAAAACCAGCGUGACGACGUUGCCCGAGUCCGUCGGAGGCUUGCAGCACUUGCGGCUCUCAAUCACACGGGGAUCAGGAAGUUGCCGGAAUCGGUCUCAAAGCUUUAUAAUCUUCAAGUUCUUGAGCUGAAGAACUGCUACUGGCUGGAGAAGCUGCCCAGCGGCCUGAGUAAUCUGGUUAAUCUCCGGUAUCUUGAUACGGGCGAUGAUCACCCUCGCGUGAGUAUGCCGAAAUCGAUUCAGAGAUUCGUGAACCUUCAAAGCUUGGCACGGCUCGAUCUCCAGAUAGACAAGGAGUUGUUCUGCGGGCUGCGAGGGUUGAAAGCCCUGAAUAGGCUGAACAAACUCGUCGUCUCAGGCUUCUGCAACUUGGCCGAUUCAGAGGAUGCUAAGGAGGCAAGCAUGCAGGACAAGAAAUCUCUCAAGGUCCUGAAGCUGAACUGGUGCUCCGAUGAUGACGACGCUGCGGCGAAGUCUGAGCAGUUCAAAGGGAUAGACUACGAAAAGUUUUUCAACCUGCGGGACGAUCAGACUUCUCAUAAAGGACACCCUGCUGUUGAGGGAAACCUCUCAGCAUGGAACCAAGGCGAUUAUUCAGAUACAUUGUCCGCCGUAGCUGAUGAGGAUGAGGAGAACAAUUUUACGGAGAGUGCAGAAGAGGAUAUUUCUGGUUCCGGGUCAAUGGUUGGUGCUGAGCAGCUGCUUGAGGCUCUGAAACCUUGCACCACCAUUGAGGAAUUGGAGCUGAGGACCAACCCCAGUCUCCGGUUCCCUGGCUGGAUCGGACAUUCCUCGUUCUCCAAGCUUAUCACGGUAGUGCUCGAAGACGGCGCCUGAGAAGCCCUCCCACCGCUGGGUCAACUGCCACGGCUCGAGGCCCUGAGCAUAGACGGCAUGCCAGUGAAGACCGUCGACAAGUCGUUCUGUGGAGGCUCGGGAAGCAAAGCAGCUGCUGCAUUUCCGAAUCUGCGCAAGUUGACUUUCUACAACCUGAGGAAGUGGGAGAAGUGGGAGAAAUGGGACGGGGUGGAUGGCAACUUCCCAAAGCUUGAGGAGCUGAGGUUAUUUAACUGCCCAGAACUGAAGGAGAUCCCAGUUCUACCAUCAUUGGAGAGCCUGGAGUUGUGCAGGUGUGAUUCGCUGACUUCGAUCCCGUCGCUUGGGUCUCUCUCUAGCUUAACAGUAGUGGACUGCCGGAGCCUCGAAUCCCUUCCCUCUCUGGAGAAACUUGAUAGCCUUUGGGUGGAAGAGUGAGCACCUGAUGUCCAUUGCCACCUCCAGCUUUCUCCACGCAUCAUCUAAACUGCUGGUUGCCCAUUGCGGUCGACUCCAAUUUUCGGCAGAGCAGUCGCAAUUUAUUGAUUCCUUUUGUUCCCACUGCGCCCAAGUGUUCGGCCGGUGGAAGGACGACUAGGAUCCAUGGCUCCUGAAUGUGAUUGUAUUUUGGUAGAUAACGUUUGAUCUUGUUCAUUAG